This is a messenger RNA of Lates calcarifer (barramundi perch), 1640 nucleotides long. Its product is annotated as caspase-3. Lineage: Eukaryota; Metazoa; Chordata; Actinopteri; Centropomidae. Bases 254 to 1075 code for a protein of 273 amino acids. Gene Ontology annotation, biological process: proteolysis. Gene Ontology annotation, molecular function: cysteine-type endopeptidase activity. The record is from RefSeq and is a predicted model, not a curated record. The transcript has 4 exons.
GAGUUUCCACAGAGCUGUUUCCGAGCACAGGGAGGAAAAAGACAGAAUUAUGUAAGAGCUUGUGAUCAACGUGAGCCUCCUGAGAUGGAAACUCCAUAUAUGGUCUGACAGGUGGGUGGAGGCGUGGCUACAACUCUACAGCUGUGAGGGAGAGGUUUAAGUGGACUGAGGAGCAGAAACAGAGUCUAACAGACAUACGGACACAGACACAGAGACUUCAUCUCCCACAGAGCAGACAGCAGAGUCAGACACCAUGCUGCAGUGGAGAGGACUGAAGGAGCACAGAGGGGAGGGGAACAGAGCCGUGGUGGUGUCGGUGGCCAACUAUGACCCCGGGGUGGAGCUGGGGAGGAGGCCUGGAGCCGCGAGGGACGCCAAGAGACUCCACCGCACCCUCAGCAAACUGGGCUUCAAGGUGGACAUCCACAGUGACCUGAGCAGUGACGAGAUCCAUCAGCUGUUUCUGAAAGAGAGCAGGCGGCCUGUGAAGGACUGUUUUCUGGCCGUCCUGUCGUCUCACGGGGAGGAGGGCUGCGUGUUCGGAGCUGACGGGAAACCGGUCCAACUGUCUCGCAUCUUCACUUAUUUCGACAACCAAUGUAUGGAGAACAAGGCCAAACUGUUCCUCAUACAGGCCUGUCGGGGACAUGCUCUGGAUGAUGGAGUGGAGGUGGAUUCAGCAGCUGAUUCCACAGAGUUCAGCUUCUCACAGUAUCUGUCAGUUCCUGUAGAUACAGCUGUGAUGUUCGCCACAGCACCAGGUUACGUAGCUUUCAAUCACCUGUCAGGAUCAGUCUUCCUCCAGACUUUCUGCUCUUUAUUGGAUGAGGGGGGAAACCGUAACCUGGAGCUGACUCGUCUGAUGACCCGCCUGUCCCGCAGCGUGGCCUACAACUUCCAGGCCAAAGGUCGUGAUGUGGGGGGGAAGAAGGAGAUGCCGUGCUUCCUGACGCGACUGACCAGGGAAGUGUUCCCGUUCGCUGAGCCGGGGAAAGACGGCGGGGCCGCGGAGCUCUCAGCCACGUCACUGCUCCACUCUGAAAACGCCAGGACACGGACUCCUUCAAUCAGUUAGACUGCAGCAGCAGAGUUUACGUGACUGCACCUGAAUGAAUGAAGGCAGCAAUUCUCAGCAGGAAUGUAGAGAGGGAGAGGAGAUAAGCUGACCGACACUGACAGCAGCUGAUGUCUGUGUUUUCCUCACACUGACUGACUGCAGGAAAUCCACAGGCGUCAUCAAGGAAACAGCAGCUGAAAUAUCUGCACAUACUGUACAUACCUCAGAGACACACUGUAUUUAAAUAGACUUACUUUGAUUGAACUGAUUUGUACCUUGAUAAACCAAAUGUUAAUUCACUGAGUGAUGCUCUAACUUAUUGGAGUGACGCAACAGACUUCAGUCUAUAGGGCAGUGUUACUCAGUGUACGUUUGUUUGCUCCACAUGAUGGAAAUAUACCAGCAGCAGAACGAGUAUUUAACCUGAAGAACCUGAAGGGUUUGCUGCAAAUUAAAUCCAUUUGUGUUCUGGACUGACUGAAUCACACUGGAAAUACCACAGUGAAAAAAUGACUAAAAGUAUGUCAGUAUUAUCAGAAAAAUGUACUUGAAGUUUCAAAGUAAAAGUAUUUGAUAUACAGAA